AUGCAGCUCAACCUGUCGCCUGCCGCUGAGGCUAACACUGCAGCGCAAACCUUUACCCAGAAUAUGGGUGCCUUUGCUGGCAAACACAUCGAUUACCACGAUGCGUUGAACGGGUGGACGCACCUCCUGUGCCACAGUGACCUUCAUGGUGGUAAAGACCCUGGGGUCUUUAUCAUCAUGACAUUCGGAGUGUGUGUUCGCUUAGGCGGGCUAGCAUCUCUUCUGUUCUCUGGACGGCAUGUGCAUGGAGGUUUCGCACCCACCGCUAAGGCAGGAGAGAAGCCGCAUCCCCAUUCUUACCGGAUGGUGAUCGUCUCUUACCCUCCUAGCUCCCUGUUCAACAUAACUGGUAAGGUGACCCUAGGGUAUACACCUGAGGGUCCCUUGAACAUCUGUAAGGAAUUCGUUGAUCCAAAGUAUGAUGAGUUGGUCAUCAAGGGCAAUCCUACAUCCAUGACUGCUGAUGCCUUGGCUAUCAUGGAUGAGGAGGCGGUCAUGGACUACCACGGGCGUAGCUUGGCUAACCUUGCUGCUGGCCUGACUCGUCAGCUCCCACCCUCACUUGGUGCUCACUUUGAUGUCAACCAGUUCCUUCGUGCGUUCACGUACAAGGAUCCGGUUACUGGAGAGGAGCGCCACUUGAACCCGUGGGAGCUGGGCCCAGGGUCGACAGAGAUGUCCAGCCUUGGGUGUACCCGUGCUGGGGUCACUGCUGCCUGGGCAGAUGCACAGGCUCGCCUCAAACCUUUCUUCCCUGAGCUCGAGUCCACUAAGGGCUUGAUCAUGGCGGAGGAGGAGGGCGAUGAGUCAGUCCCUGCUACCAAUGGGGAUAAACCAGGCGGGAAGCAUCCUCGUGAAGAGGAGUGGGUUAUGCAAUCCAAGUAUUAUGCAGACUUGCAGGCUGCUGGUCAGAAGGGCCAUAUCCAGUCUGUCCGCAGGCUUCACCUUGGUGCUACAGGCAUCAGGGUCUCCUCUCGCAAGAAGGGGCACGGGAAGCAGCGUGCAGGCAAGGAGCCUGAGCAGGGAGACGAGGUGUCUACUUCUCAGAUGGUGUUGCAACCUCGUGUUGGAAAGGGCUCUGAUGGUGAGAACCUUGGUGAGCCUGGUUCUGAAGAUGAAGACACCUCAGAUGGAGACUUCCGUCCUCCUUCUGAGCGUGUCUUUGCAGUGAAGCGUGCUGUCAUCCAGAUUUCUGAGGAUGCACUCCCUGAGAUCUGGAAGGACAGUAGUGCUUAUGCUAGGGGUGACCAUCCAGGGUGUGAUGGCAUAUCUCCCACCGAGGACGGGCACGCAGUAAAUGCUGAGCCUUCAGCCAAGCCCUAUGAGAAGGUGCUUGCAACCUUCUCAAGGCAGCAUCUUCAGAAGCUGCUCUCUAAGCUCCAAGCUGAGGUCAAAAAGCUUGAGGCUGAUCGCGCGCUUAUCCAGUGCUACACGGGCACACCGCACAAGCAGAUCUAUAUGAUCUUAGAGGGCCUGUAUAAGUCCUCAAUAUUCUCCCCUGCCUUUGUCUCUGCCUUCCCUAGUUUCUGGGAUGCGAUCACUGUGCAGGAGCACAAGUCCAACAACCAUCAUCUCAACCUUCUCCUUAUGCGCUCUCAGAUCAUGGCCACCCUUGGAUCUGCCUGGACUUGGCUGGAUGUGCAGUUCCCUGCUAUGUGCAGGGCCAUUCUCUGUGAUGAAGUGGACUUGGGUGGAGAGGGCCAUGGCUAG
Trametes versicolor FP-101664 SS1 is the source of this 1710-nucleotide messenger RNA. RefSeq lists its product as uncharacterized. The transcript is spliced from 10 exons. NCBI's taxonomy places the organism in Eukaryota, Fungi, Basidiomycota, Agaricomycetes, Polyporales, Polyporaceae. The coding region runs from base 1 to 1710 and encodes 569 amino acids. The record is from RefSeq and is a predicted model, not a curated record.